Messenger RNA from Medicago truncatula (barrel medic), 1131 nucleotides. RefSeq names its product protein MAIN-LIKE 2-like. The record is from RefSeq and is a predicted model, not a curated record. The transcript is spliced from 4 exons. The coding region runs from base 1 to 1131 and encodes 376 amino acids. NCBI's taxonomy places the organism in Eukaryota, Viridiplantae, Streptophyta, Magnoliopsida, Fabales, Fabaceae. Gene Ontology annotation, biological process: meristem development; meristem maintenance.
AUGGUUGAGAGAUGGCAUCAAGAGACCAGCAGCUUCCAUCUGCCUGUUGGGGAGAUGACCAUCACACUGGAUGAUGUUGCUUGUCUCCUAGACAUCCCCGUCGCUGGACGGAUCAUUCAGGAGGAGGAUUUAGAUCAUAACCAUGUUGUAGAUCUGCUGUUGUUGGGGGAGUAUUUAUCAGAGGAGGAGGAGCAGGAGGUGAGUCGUAUUAGGCCCGCCUGUGUCAAGGCGUUCUUGUUGCUCUUGGUUGGCUACACCCUUUUUGCCAACAAGAACAGCAAAACCAUUAGUCUGCUGUGGAUGCUUGCGAUUCGGGAUUUGGGUAACAUAGGCACGUGGUCAUGGGGCGCGAUGGGACUUGCUUUCUUGUAUGAGCAGUUGAAUCUUACCUUAGACUCAAGUGUUGCUCAGUUGGUGGGAUGGGUUAUAACUCACUUCAGACAUGUGGUUCCGAGGAAGAAAUUUGAAGAGUAUGAACGACAUAACCCGUAUGGGCUUGCUGGAUUCGAUGGAGCAUUGUCACGUCACCUGGAGGCCGUACAAGCACCGACAAGACGUGAUGCUUUUUCAGGACGUGUGCUGGUACUCCAGAUGGAUCAUGUCGACAGACAAAGCAUGGUGUGUCACUUGCUGGAGCGGGUGCUGAGGCAGUACGAACAUGUUCAGAGGGUUCCUCGACCUCCUACUAGGGUUAUGCCUCUUGCCACAGUAGAUGUGGCUGCUGCCUUCUUGAAGUUUGCUCUGCAUGUCGUUUCCCAGCAGCAGUGGGGUCGCCAGGUCCCGGAGGACGAGCCUUGGAAGCAUUUAGAGACUUAUAUUAGGUGGUUCUACCGUGUAUCCCAUCCUCUCAUCGUCAACCAUGCUCCAGAGCCUGACAUUGUCAUGCCGAGGCCUGUCUACCAGGAUAUUCUUGUUGACCAGGAGUGGGCUAGACAUCCUCCCGACCCUUUGCAGGUCAUCAACAACAUGAGAGGCAGAGUGGAGCAUGCGAUGCAGAUUCCAGAGGUGGUUUUUAAUCCACUCUUCUUCAACAUCUUAGAGGGCCUCCAGACCGAUUAUAGCGUGUUUGACGAUCAACAAGUUCCGAGGAGGAGGUCUAGGAGUCAUAGUCUGCAGGAGCAACAACAGUAG